AUAUACCCCUCUGUGGGAAGCAAAGACUGCUCAAGUUGUAUUCAAGACGCUGCAAAAGAAAUUCGGCAACGUUGUCCAGACCAAGCAGCUGCAACGAUUUGGUAUGACUUUUGCUUCUUGAAGUACAGCAACAAGAGUUUCAUUGGAGAAGUUGAUGCGUCUUAUGGUAUAAUCUUCUAUAAUACUCAGAAUGUGACUGACCCUGAGAAGUUUGUCAAAGAACUAGGAGCUCUGGUGGAUAAUAUUAAAGCACAAGCUAUGGAGCCAAAGAAUCUAGGAUUUGGGAAAGGUGAGACCAAGUUGUCACCAUUGACGACACUCUAUGCCUUUGGGCAAUGCACAAGGGACUUGGCUAAGCUAGAUUGUUCUCAGUGCUUGGCCAAUGCAGUGGGAUACUACGAAACCAUUUGUGGCAAUCGAAGGGGAUGUCGAGUUCUGUAUGGUAGUUGCUAUGUCAGAUAUGAGCUCUAUCCAAUUUUCUACCCUGUUGGUUCCAACAGUAGUAUGAAUGUUGUGGCUGAUGAAACUAAAAUGACUCUAGUUAAUCCAUAGAAUAUGUAAUCAGUAUGCUGGUUGUUCAAAAUAAGCUACUCCAUUACGGUGUAUUUUAAUAAGUAUUCACAUG
This is a messenger RNA of Rosa rugosa (rugosa rose), 625 nucleotides long. Its product is annotated as cysteine-rich repeat secretory protein 55-like. The annotation marks the transcript as partial. Lineage: Eukaryota; Viridiplantae; Streptophyta; Magnoliopsida; Rosales; Rosaceae. The transcript has a single exon. The record is from RefSeq and is a predicted model, not a curated record.